UUUAGGAUAUUUACAUCAAAUUACAUGUGUGUUCAUCUAUGGUUGGAAUCAGUCACUACUCCAGUUGGUUAAAAUAUAUGUGGCGCUUAGACGGACUUCUGAUGGGAAAUGAUCACAUCUUUAAAUUGUUUCGAAAUAGAAAGAGCUUUUAUUUUGGCGUAUCGCUACCGGAAGACACCCUUUUGUUUUUCCACCAGCUUCACCCUGAACGUUUCCGAGCAUCAAACCACCGACAAGGCAGGGAAAAGUGCUCUCAGUUUCCAUUUACCGGAAAUGUGUUGAUCCUGGAAGACGAUGCGAGGCUGUUUUAUGGUGACCUUUGGACCUCCGAGACCAAAAGGCGGGAGACCUGUGUGAGUGAGCCUUCCGGAACCGCCGCCGCGGAGCUGAGCUCCGACGCGACAGGGCGGGGUGAUGCUGAGGUUCCGGUAUAAAGACGGUGAGAAAAUGGAAACCAGAAGAGACCCGGGGCCGGCAGACGACGCAGAGCGCGCAUGUGGAAGAGAGUAGAAUGAGAAGUUGAGCGAGCUGGUGUCGCAGGGCGGCCGUAACCGUCAGGAGAGGCCGGCGGCUGAGCGAAGCGGGUGUCUUUGCGGCGCGCCUCCGCCCCCUGUCCGUCAAAACAAUGAGGAAGCUCCUCUCAUUUUGUUGUCUUUUCCUGAUUACCGGCGGAGCGAGCUGGGCGAAGGCCGGCGAAAACCUGACGGCGACCGUGGACAGCAGCACCAACCUGACGACCGACAGCAGCAGCAGCAGGUUCCUCCGAAUCGGGGACGGAUCGUUGCGGGAAUUUGAGUUUCCGGAGAACUCGGACGGGGUGAUCGUGAUCUCCAGCCGGUUUCGGAGCUCCGACAGGAAAGACCGCCGGAGAGAGACGGUGAGCGUCCGCUCUCUGGACCCGGAGGUCCUCUCCAUUGUGAACGUGACGAACAGCAGCCUGAGCCACGCGGGUCCUUUCAGGAGCUUCGUCAUCAACAUCCGCUCCGGGUUCCCAGGCCGGGCUCAGCUGCAGAUCCAGCUGCUGGACCUGGACCAGGACCGGGACUCUAUGCCGGUUUUGGUUGAAGAGAGGACAGACUACUCCAUCAGAGUGGCGCCUGACAAUGACCCGGCCACCCGGCUCAUCCAGUCGGGGGGCUUGUCCCAUUUCACGGAGAACCCUGUGUUGUUCGCCUUGCUGCCUCUCAUUUUCGUCAACAAGUGUGCCUUCGGGUGCAAGGUGGAGGUGGAGGUGCUGAGGGGUUUGCUGAGGAGCCCCGUACCACUGCUUCUGGGUGUGGUGGGUCAGUUCCUGGUGAUGCCAUUCUAUGCCUACUGCGUGUCCCGGUUGAUCUCCUUGCCCACGGCGCUCUCCCUGGGCCUGGUCAUCACCUGCUCUGCCCCGGGUGGUGGAGGCGGUUACCUGUACAGCCUGCUGCUUGGAGGGGACGUCACCUUGGCCAUCUCCAUGACGCUGGUCUCCACCUUGGUGGCCACUGCAGCCAUGCCUCUGUCGUCUGCCCUGUACGGCCGGCUGCUGGGCGUGCACGCCGCCCUGCACGUGCCAUUUGUGAAGAUCCUGGGCACGCUCCUGUUUAUCGCCAUCCCCAUCUCACUGGGCAUGCUGAUCAAGCUGCGCUUGCCCGGCCUCACCCGCGUCCUGCUGGUGCUCAUACGACCCUUCAGCAUUGUGCUCAUGAUAGGCGGCAUCUUUAUGGCCUACCAGAUGGGCGCGUCCAUCCUGGCCAACGUCAGUCCCGAGAUCGUGGUGGUUGGGGUGACGGUGCCUUUGCUGGGCCUGGCGGUUGGAGCCGUCCUGGCUAAGCUGGCAGGCCUGCCAUUGCCGCAAAAGAAGACCGUUAGCAUCGAGGUGGGCGUCCAGAACAGCUUGCUGGCCCUCGCCGUCAUGCAGCUGUCUUUCCGGAGGGUGGAGGCAGACUUCGCAUCCCAGGCACCCUUCAUCGUGGCCCUCAGCAGCACUUCGGAGAUGCUGCUCAUGGUCCUGGGAAACUUCAUCCACCGGCGGUUGUGUGGCUCGGCCGUCCUCAGGAGUGACGCCUGAUUGUAGCUGCAGGUUUGCAGUUUUGUUCUGAACUUUUGUGAAGAAUGAAUCCUGUGGAAAUCUGGUUUCCCGGAGUUCUGGCUGCAAGACGCUCGACCAAUCCUAUCCACUCAUCACUGUUGUUGUACACAAGCUGGUGAAUGGACUGUUUGUGGUUAUUUUGUUGUUGGAUUAUUAUUAUUUUUUCAUGAUGACCAAAGGCCUUCUACCCUCUUUGAGACCUUUUUGUGUUGAUUUUACAUUACGUACUUUUUCAGAUCAGAUUAUACUGUGAGAUACUUUGAUGUAAAUAUUCAUAAAAAGAGAAAAACCUAUCAAAGAUGAGAUAUUUUUAUACCAGAUUACUUUUUUGUAAUCGGAAAUCAAAGACAUAUUUGUAUCAUGUUUACAAGAGGUCCACAUGUCGCAGUCUGGAGGGAAUUUUAUUGGCGGACGUGCAGAAAUUUUGUCAAUCUAAAGGAAUGCGAUUCAAAUGUUGGUUUUAAAAAUGUUUUUCAGUGAUUGUGUGUCCUGGAUCUUAAGAUCCUUGUACUUGAAUAUUUGCAAAGGAAAAAAAAAUAAAAAAAGUACAUUCAAUCCUU
Molecule: messenger RNA, 2622 nt
Organism: Oryzias latipes (Japanese medaka)
Lineage: Eukaryota; Metazoa; Chordata; Actinopteri; Beloniformes; Adrianichthyidae
Gene: slc10a3
Product: solute carrier family 10 member 3
Biological process (GO): bile acid and bile salt transport
Cellular component (GO): membrane
Molecular function (GO): bile acid:sodium symporter activity
Source: RefSeq, a predicted model, not a curated record